Messenger RNA from Vigna unguiculata (cowpea), 701 nucleotides. RefSeq names its product ubiquitin-ribosomal protein eS31 fusion protein. Lineage: Eukaryota; Viridiplantae; Streptophyta; Magnoliopsida; Fabales; Fabaceae. Gene Ontology annotation, cellular component: ribosome. The record is from RefSeq and is a predicted model, not a curated record. Gene Ontology annotation, molecular function: structural constituent of ribosome; protein binding. Gene Ontology annotation, biological process: translation.
ACUUCCAUCUUCAUUUCCUCAGCACAAACCCUAGCCCUGAGCAACGAUGCAGAUAUUCGUGAAAACCCUUACGGGGAAGACCAUUACCCUUGAGGUUGAGUCUUCGGACACAAUCGAUAAUGUGAAGGCCAAGAUCCAGGACAAGGAGGGUAUUCCGCCGGAUCAGCAGCGUCUCAUCUUCGCCGGAAAGCAGCUCGAGGAUGGUCGCACCCUCGCCGACUACAACAUCCAGAAGGAGUCCACCCUCCACCUUGUCCUCCGUCUCCGUGGCGGAGCCAAGAAGCGCAAGAAGAAGACCUACACCAAGCCUAAGAAGAUCAAGCACAAGCAUAAGAAGGUGAAGCUCGCUAUCUUACAGUUCUACAAGGUUGACGACUCCGGCAAGGUGCAGAGACUCCGCAAGGAGUGUCCCAACGCUGAGUGUGGCGCUGGAACGUUCAUGGCCAACCACUUCGAUCGCCACUACUGCGGCAAGUGCGGCCUCACCUAUGUUUAUCAAAAGGCCGAUGCUUAAUUCUAGUUAAUGUUCCAUUUGAACUGUUUUUGAUGAAACUUUGAUGCUCUCUUCAUUGUCUCCAAUAUAUCGUUAUUUUCGUUAGAAUGAAAUUGACUCAUAUUUAAUUAGAGUUUGAUGAAUUUGGUUGAGAUUGGAUGUUGGAUUGAAUUAUUUAAUUGAUUCUCGGUUAAUUUUUGUGUUGAAA